GGGCGUCGGGGUUUCCAACAGAACCUCCCCGAUUCUCCAAAGCCGGUUACGACAACUCACUAACCUUCCCGCCCACGUUGAAUGAGGCGCCAGGGCUGCCUAGGAAACAUGCCUGGCCGUGUGCGCUGGAGACUGAGCCCCGGGAGGGGGAAGGAUGGGAGGACGCCUGCCAGCAGCCAAGGGAGUGCCAUUCUCCUCCCAGCGCUGCCUGGGCGAGCUGCACUCGCCUCCGCUGCCACUCGCCUCAGGGCUCCGGAGCACACGGACCAGGCUGCAGGGAAGAGCGCUGCUGCCAGUUUAAAUCUACUGACAUACAUUUUAAAAGGGAAAAAUCCAGAAAGCCUUUUUGCAGGAAGAUAUGAAAGUGCAUUAGCGGAGACACAGCCAGGACUCUUCUGCAGGUGGUGGUGACAUACACAAGUUACUUUGCCUUUGGAAAGAAAAGACCUGUGUGGUAUUAAUUUACGUGUAUGUGCAUUAUUCCCCUUCCUCCCCCCAGAAGUUGUCUGGGCUGCAAAGCAGCGGGGAGGCAGCAGCUGCUUGUCUCGGGCAACAGAACAUUAUGGUGGCAGCACAACAGAAGCAGCCGCGGCAGCAACGGCAGCAGCAGCAGAGCUGGUCCGUGAAUGUGUUUUCUGAUUAAAAUCAGCAUUGGAAAGUGCACCUGAAGAUUCAGCAGCUAGGCAGGAAUUGAUAACGUUUAAAAGAGAGAAAAAUUUUAAGGGGGGGAAGAGAGGGUGGCACUAGGUUUUGUGUGUGCUUGAGGGAGUGGGGAUUGGUUAUCAUGGCGGAUCGGACAGCUCCUAGAUGCCAGCUCCGUCUGGAAUGGGUUUACGGGUACAGGGGUCACCAGUGCCGCAACAACCUGUACUACACGGCAGGCAAGGAGGUGGUUUACUUCGUGGCUGGAGUCGGGGUGAUUUAUAACACCAGAGAGCACACCCAGAAAUUCUUCUUGGGACACAACGAUGAUAUUAUCAGCCUGGCUGUACACCCAGAUAAAACCUUAGUUGCUACAGGACAGGUUGGGAAGGACCCUUACAUUUGCAUCUGGAAUUCCUACAGUGUACUGACUCUUUCUGUUCUUAAGGAUGCGCAUACGCAUGGAGUUGCCUGCUUGGCUUUUGAUUCAGAUGGCCAGUGUUUAGCCUCAGUGGGACUGGAUGCCAAAAAUACAGUAUGUAUUUGGGAUUGGAAGAAAGGAAAACUACUAGCAACAGCUACUGGCCAUUCAGAUAGGAUUUUUGAUAUUUCCUGGGAUCCAUAUCAGCCAAACAGAAUGGUUAGCUGUGGAGUGAAACAUAUAAAGUUUUGGACGUUGUGUGGAAAUGCACUGACAGCAAAAAGAGGAAUAUUUGGCAAAACAGGAGAUCUCCAAACUAUCCUUUGCUUAGCAUGUGCAAAAGAAGAUGUCACAUACUCUGGUGCUUUAAAUGGAGACAUCUAUGUUUGGAAAGGGCUAAACCUAGUCCGCACAAUUCAAGGAGCUCAUAGUGCUGGAAUUUUUAGUAUGUAUGCUUGUGAGGAAGGUUUUGCCACUGGUGGGAGAGAUGGUUGUAUUCGGUUAUGGGACAACGAUUUCAAGCCAAUAACUAAAAUUGAUCUCAGGGAGACUGAACAAGGAUACAAAGGUUUGUCCAUCCGAAGUGUUUGUUGGAAAGGAGACAGACUUUUAGCGGGGACACAGGACAGUGAAAUAUUUGAGGUGAUAGUGAGAGAAAGAGAUAAACCAAUGCUGAUAAUGCAGGGUCAUUGUGAAGGGGAGCUCUGGGCCCUGGCAGUCCAUCCAAAGAAGCCUUUAGCUGUCACAGGCAGUGAUGAUCGAUCCGUACGAUUAUGGAGCCUUGCUGAUCAUGCCUUGAUUGCUCGCUGUAAUAUGGAAGAAGCUGUGCGCAGUGUAUCUUUCAGUCCUGAUGGAUCUCAACUAGCUCUUGGAAUGAAAGAUGGCUCCUUCAUUGUUCUCAGAGUAAGAGAUAUGACAGAGGUAGUUCAUAUUAAAGACCGAAAGGAAGUGAUUCAUGAAAUGAAAUUUUCACCAGAUGGCUCUUAUCUUGCUGUGGGUUCUAAUGAUGGCCUCGUGGAUAUCUAUGCAGUUGCUCAACGAUACAAGAAGAUAGGAGAAUGCAACAAGUCUUCUAGUUUUAUUACUCAUAUUGACUGGUCUGUGGAUAGUAAAUUCUUGCAAAGCAAUGAUGGUGCAGGAGAGCGACUGUUCUACAAAAUGCCAUCUGGGAAGCAUUUAACAAGCAAAGAUGAGAUCAAAGGAAUUCAUUGGGCCUCAUGGACCUGUGUGAUAGGGCCUGAAGUGAAUGGAAUUUGGCCAAAAUAUACCAACAUUACAGAUGUCAACUCUGUGGAUGGAAAUUACAGUAGCUCAGUGCUAGUGACUGGAGAUGAUUUUGGAUUUGUAAAAUUAUUCAAAUUUCCUUGCCUAAAGAAAGGAGCUAAAUUUAGAAAAUAUGCUGGCCACUCAGCUCAUGUAACUAAUGUACAUUGGUCACAUGAUUUUCAGUGGGUGUUAAGUACAGGAGGUGCUGAUCACUCUGUUUUUCAGUGGAGAUUUAUUCCAGAAAGUGUAACAAAUGGAAUAACCGAAACAGCAUCCCAAGAGGGUGGUAUUGAUUCAUACAGUGAAGAAUCAGAUUCUGAUUUAUCUGAUGUGCCAGAGCUAGAUUCAGAUAUUGAGCAGGAAGCUCAAAUCAACUAUGAUCGCCAAGUUUACAAAGAAGAUCUACCUCAGCUGAAACAACAAAGUAAAGAGAAAAACCAUUCAGUGCCCUUCCUUAAAAGAGAGAGAGCUCCUGGGGACAGCUUAAAACUGCAGUUUGUACAUGGUUACCGAGGCUACGACUGUCGAAAUAAUUUGUUCUACACACAAACUGGAGAGGUAGUUUACCAUAUCGCUGCUGUUGCCAUUGUAUACAGUAGGCAACAACACACCCAAAGACUAUAUCUUGGUCAUGAUGAUGACAUCCUCAGCCUAACCAUCCAUCCAAUGAAAGAUUAUGUUGCUACUGGACAGGUUGGAAGAGAUGCUGCUAUCCAUGUGUGGGACACACAGACACUAAAAUGUUUAUCAUUGCUGAAAGGCCAGCACCAAAGAGGAGUAUGUGCACUGGAUUUUUCAGCUGAUGGGAAGUUUUUGGCAUCUGUUGGGUUAGAUGAUAAUCACACCAUUGUAUUUUGGGAUUGGAAAAAAGGAGAAAAGAUAGCCACAACAAGGGGCCAUAAAGAUAAAAUAUUUGUAGUGAAGUGUAACCCACAUCAUGUAGACAAACUAGUCACAGUUGGGAUGAAACAUAUUAAAUUUUGGCAACAAGCAGGAGGAGGUUUUACAUCUAAACGAGGGACCUUUGGAAAUAUCGGGAAACUGGAAACUAUGAUGAAUAUUUCUUAUGGGCGAAUAGAAGAUCUGGUUUUCUCUGGAGCUGCUACUGGAGACAUUUACAUCUGGAAAGAUAUUCGGUUGCUUAAGACAGUGAAAGCCCAUGAUGGACCAGUAUUUGCUAUGCAUGCAUUGGAUAAGGGUUUCGUAACAGGUGGAAAAGAUGGAGUUGUGGCACUCUGGGAUGAUAUGUUUGAGAGGUGCCUGAAGACAUAUGCUAUUAAAAGAUCAGCAUUAUCCCCUAGCUCUAAAGGUUUACUUUUGGAAGAUAAUCCCUCCAUUCGUGCCAUCACUUUAGGACAUGGGCAUAUACUAGUGGGGACCAGAAAUGGAGAGAUACUUGAAAUUGAUAAAAGUGGCCCCAUGACUCUGCUUGUUCAGGGCCAUAUGGAAGGAGAAGUGUGGGGCUUGGCAGCUCACCCUCUCUUGCCUAUCUGUGCAACAGUGAGUGAUGAUAAAACACUGAGAAUCUGGGAACUUUCCUCACAACACCGCAUGUUAGCAGUGAGGAAACUGAAAAAAGGUGGAAGAUGCUGUGCCUUUUCUCCUGAUGGGAAAGCCUUGGCUGUAGGGUUGACUGAUGGGAGUUUUCUGGUAGUGAAUGUUGAUACUGUUGAAGAUAUGGUCUCUUUCCACCACAGAAAGGAAAUGAUCUCUGAUAUCAAAUUUUCACGAGAUUCAGGAAAAUAUCUGGCAGUGGCUUCCCAUGAUAAUUUUGUAGAUAUUUACAAUGUGCUUACCAGCAAAAGAGUUGGCAUCUGCAAAGGUGCAUCUAGCUAUAUCACACACAUUGACUGGGACUCAAGAGGAAAGUUAUUGCAAGUCAAUUCUGGUGCCAAAGAACAACUGUUUUUUGAAGCACCAAGAGGAAAAAGACAUAUUAUAAGAGCUGCUGAGAUAGAGAAGAUUGAAUGGGAUACCUGGACAUGUGUUCUUGGUCCUACUUGUGAAGGAAUCUGGCCCAUGCAUAGUGAUGUCACUGUUGUAAAUGCAGCUACUCUGACAAAAGAUGGUUCACUGUUAGCUACAGGAGAUGACUUUGGUUUUGUGAAGCUUUUUUCAUAUCCUGUGAAGGGACAACGUGCAAAGUUCAAGAAGUAUGUGGGUCAUAGUGCCCAUGUAACCAACGUUCGAUGGUUACAUAAUGAUUCUGUGCUACUGACUGUAGGUGGUGCUGAUACUGCUUUGAUGAUCUGGACUAGAGAGUUUGUGGGCAUCCAAGAGAGUAAACUGGUUGACAGUGAGGAGUCAGAUACAGAUGCAGAAGAGGAUGGAGGUUAUGACAGUGAUGUUGCAAGAGAAAAGGCUAUUGAUUAUACAACAAAGAUCUAUGCAGUAAGCAUCCGAGAAAUGGAAGGAACAAAGCCACACCAGCAGCUGAAGGAGGUUUCAGUUGAGGAAAGGCCACCAGUUAGCAGAGCUGCUCCUCAGCCUGAGAAACUGCAAAAGAAUGAUAAACAAAAAAAGAAACUGGUUGAGGAGCUGGCUUUAGACCAUGUUUUUGGAUACAGAGGAUUUGAUUGUCGCAACAAUCUUCAUUACCUCAAUGAUGGUGCUGAUAUUAUUUUCCACACAGCUGCAGCAGGCAUAGUUCAAAAUCUUUCCACAGGAAGUCAGAGUUUCUAUCUGGAGCAUACUGAUGAUAUUCUCUGCCUCACUGUGAACCAGCACCCGAAAUAUAAAAAUGUUGUGGCUACCAGCCAGAUUGGUAAAACUCCUUCUAUUCAUGUAUGGGAUGCUAUGAAUAAGCAGACUCUUUCUAUGCUGCGCUGCUUCCAUGCCAAAGGGGUCAACUAUAUUAACUUCAGUGCUACUGGCAAACUUCUGGUUUCAGUAGGAGUCGAUCCAGAACAUACUAUCAUUGUGUGGAGGUGGCAAGAAGGGGCUAAAGUGGCUAGCAGAGGAGGACAUCUGGAGAGAAUAUUUGUUGUAGAGUUCCGCCCGGAUUCAGAUACUCAGUUUGUGUCCGUUGGGGUAAAACACAUGAAGUUCUGGACACUAGCUGGCAGUGCUUUACUUUAUAAAAAAGGAGUCGUUGGUUCCAGGGAAGAUGCCAAAAUGCAAACCAUGCUUUCUGUUGCCUUCGGAGCUAAUAACCUUACAUUUACUGGUGCCAUAAAUGGAGAUGUCUAUGUGUGGAAGGAUCACUUUCUGGUUAGACUGGUGGCAAAAGCUCAUACAGGUCCAGUGUUUACAAUGUACACAACUCUUCGAGAUGGACUAAUUGUAACUGGAGGGAAGGAAAGACCGACAAAAGAAGGCGGUGCCGUAAAAUUGUGGGACCAGGAGAUGAAGCGCUGCCGAGCAUUUCAGCUUGAGACAGGACAGCUCAUUGAGAGUGUGCGCUCGGUUUGUAGAGGAAAAGGCAAAAUUUUAGUGGGAACCAAAGAUGGGGAAAUACUUGAAGUAGGAGAAAAAAAUGCUGCUUCAAACCUGCUGAUUGACAAUCACAUGGAAGGAGAGAUUUGGGGUUUAGCAGCUCACCCCACGAAAGACAUAUUUAUCACUGCAAGUAAUGAUGGAACAGCAAGAAUAUGGGACCUCUGUGACAAAAAAUUGCUGAAUAAAGUGAAUUUAGGCCAUGCUGCAAGAUGUGCUGCAUAUAGUCCUGAUGGUGAGAUGGUAGCUAUUGGAAUGAAGAAUGGAGAAUUUGUCAUCUUGCUUGUAAACAGUCUUAAAGUUUGGGGCAAAAAACGAGACCGGAAAUCAGCUAUUCAGGAUAUCAGAAUCAGCCCCGAUAACAGAUUUUUGGCUGUUGGCUCACACGAACAUACGGUCGAUUUUUAUGACCUCACCCAAGGCACAACCUUAAACCGGAUAGGCUACUGCAAAGAUAUUCCAAGUUUUAUUAUUCAGAUGGAUUUUUCAGCAGACAGCAGAUAUAUUCAGGUAUCAACCGGUGCCUAUAAACGUCAGGUUCAUGAGGUGCCAUUGGGAAAGCAAGUGGUAGAUGCCACACUAAUAGAAAAGAUCACAUGGGCCACGUGGACAAGCAUUCUUGGAGAUGAAGUCAUUGGGAUUUGGCCAAGAAACGCUGAUAAAGCAGAUGUGAACUGUGCGUGUGUGACCCAUGCUGGUUUAAAUAUAGUGACAGGAGAUGAUUUUGGUCUAGUGAAACUUUUUGACUUUCCAUGCACAGAAAAAUUUGCCAAACACAAGCGUUAUUUUGGUCAUUCUGCUCAUGUUACCAGCAUACGCUUUUCUCAUGAUGACAAGUAUGUUAUCAGUACAGGAGGAGAUGACUGCAGUGUAUUUGUGUGGAGAUGUCUUUGAAAGAGGAAUUCCCUUGCUUCUGGUGCUGCAACUACCAUGUGACUGCAGAGGAGUGAAGAGUCACGCCAGUCCACAAUGCUUUGGCUGCUCUAAUUUCAUAACAAAAAUGCUGCAUGGAUUACACACUUUCGGAAUCUGAGUGUGGUAAUAUUGAGUGCUACUACGAUCUUGUAUUUGAAAGACUGUGAUGCCCUGGUGAUGGAAGCUGAAGUUUUAAAGGUUGUUCCUAGGCCUCAGCAAUGAACAGUUCAAUCAUUAAACUGCUUUUGCUAAAUAUUUUUUAAUUAUUCCAAGCAGCUACAACUGAAGCCUAUCAAAAAAAACAAAAACAAAAAAACACCCCACCUUUGAGAGUCAGUAAUCCUAAAAUGUAACACAGAAUUUAAUUUGUGAAUCUGUAAAAUCAUUACACCUUCCUUCAGGAAUGUUCCCAUUUUAACACAACUUUAAAACUCCUGUUUGGAAUUUUAUGCAUUGUGAGUAAGGCUUUGUAUUUUUUUUUAAAUGACCACAGGGGGUUUCACAUUCACGUUCAAUAACCAAAUGAACCAAGUAACACAUUUUUAAAGUUCACUAUUUUUUAAAAGAACACAUUUAAUUUACAAAGUUUUCUAUCCAUGAAGUGCCUUUGAAAGAGUUUGCCAAUAGGCCUCCCACCACGGUCAGCAUUCUUCAUAUGGUGCUAUAAACUUCCAUCAUGAGGAGGGCUUAACACAAACACUUUUUCCAGAUCUGACAUGGUCACCCAUUUUUUGCUGGUACUAUUCUUAAUACUGUCACAACUGAAUUCCAAAAUGUUUCCUUCAGAAAGAACAUACAUACUGUUAUACAAGCAAUUAUCUGAACCUCCUGUUUGUCAGUGACAUGAACAAUCUAUUAAUGGGCGGAAUGUAUCUGGCUCAAGAAGGUAGCAGGUCAAGGCCAGGAUUUAAACUCAACUCUGAGGGAUGAUAUGGGUACAAAGGACUUUUUUCAGGGAGGGGGGAAAAGAAAAUAAUUAAAAACUACUGUUAUCUUCUUGUGUUCCUCCCUCUCUUUGGGUCUGUGCUUUAUAGUUGACUACUUAUACAGUAAAAGUUUAGUAAAUUGCUUUGGACUCUUCCAAGAAGCACCAUUUCCCAUCUUUUACUCAGGAAGAGCUUCUCGGAGAUGUGCUAAUUGUACAUAAUGAAUGACAGUUAAAGCAGUAAGAAGAGAUUAGGUUAGUCUGGUAACCAUUAAUAUGCUGUUUAGAAACAUGUAUGUGACAUUAACAAAAAUAAAUAGAACUGAAUGAAAAUUCAAAUGGAACGUUUGUCAGAAAAUGCCAUUUUUUCAAAACCAAAUCUUUCGACAGAAAUUGUCUAUUUCAGUGAAAUUUAGUUUUAAAAAAGUCUAAACUACCACACAGUGGAAAUGCUCCAUUUUGAGUUUUCAUUCCAAAACAAAACAACUUUUCAUUUUGGUAUAUAUUUCAUAUUAUAAACAAAUGUAAAAAGUGAAAUGUUUGAUUGACCCAAGCCUGUGUGUGUGUGUUUAAGUCAG
Messenger RNA from Chrysemys picta bellii (western painted turtle), 8182 nucleotides. It is a transcript of the gene EML6, whose product is annotated as EMAP like 6. Gene Ontology annotation, molecular function: microtubule binding. NCBI's taxonomy places the organism in Eukaryota, Metazoa, Chordata, Testudines, Emydidae. The record is from RefSeq and is a predicted model, not a curated record.